Molecule: messenger RNA, 1470 nt
Organism: Nematolebias whitei (Rio pearlfish)
Lineage: Eukaryota; Metazoa; Chordata; Actinopteri; Cyprinodontiformes; Rivulidae
Gene: kctd5b
Product: potassium channel tetramerization domain containing 5b
Exons: 6
Coding region: 142-810 (222 amino acids)
Biological process (GO): protein homooligomerization; proteasome-mediated ubiquitin-dependent protein catabolic process
Cellular component (GO): cytoplasm; Cul3-RING ubiquitin ligase complex
Molecular function (GO): cullin family protein binding
Source: RefSeq, a predicted model, not a curated record
ACCGGGUCAGUAGGAGUGGCUCGGGCGGAGCUGGCAGUGGUGGCUGACUCGCAGUCGGCGGCUUCAGCUUCAUAUUUCCUGCGAGCCGUCUGCUCACGAAGCAGCAGAGCCGAAGCGAGAGCGGAGGAGGAGAGGAGCGGGAUGGCAGAGAACAGCUCCGAGACAAGCGGCUCCGCUCACCGGAGACACUCGGCCCACUCUCCCGGGGACAGGAACAUUUCAGUCGGGGCAUCCAAAUGGAUACGAUUAAACGUCGGGGGAACGUACUUUUUAACAACGAGACAGACGCUGUGUCGAGAUCCGAAAUCAUUUCUGUACAGACUGAGCCAAGCUGACCCAGAGCUCGACUCCGACAAGGAUGAAACUGGUGCCUAUCUCAUCGACAGAGACCCCACAUACUUCGGGCCGGUGCUCAACUAUUUGAGGCAUGGCAAACUGGUGCUCAACAGGGAUUUGGCAGAGGAAGGCGUCUUGGAGGAAGCUGAAUUCUAUAACAUCACAUCAUUAAUAAAACUCAUCAAGGACAAGAUCAGGGAACGGGACUGCAAAACAUCACAGGUUCCAGUAAAGCAUGUGUAUCGGGUGCUGCAGUGCCAGGAGGAGGAGCUGACACAAAUGGUGUCCACGAUGUCUGAUGGCUGGAAGUUCGAACAGCUGGUCAGCAUCGGCUCCUCUUACAACUACGGAAACGAAGACCAAGCCGAGUUCCUGUGCGUAGUGUCCAAGGAGCUGCACAAUCAGUCAUACGGGACCAACAGUGAGCCCAGUGAGAAGGCGAAGAUUCUUCAGGAACGGGGUUCCCGUAUGUGAGCAGGACGCAGUAUUACGAGCUCCAGGUGUUAUGAUGCAAACCUAUCAUCUUUGUGGACGAACGCUCAGCACAGCAAAGAUUUAAAACGGGGGGGCGUGGGGGUGUUGUUUUUUUGUCUUCCCCUUCAUAGUUUGUUUUUAUUUCUGGGUGUAAAUAAGCCUGUUUACUAACAGUUUGUGCCUGUACGUUUAAACUGGACCUUUUUUUUUGUUUGUUUUGUUGAAUUUGAUGAACUAGUGGCAAGUAUUUGAUUAUUUUUUCUUUUUAAUCUGAAACUAAGUAAAUGUAAUCUGCAAAUGGUUUAUGCUAUAUAAUAUAUGGCCAUCAUCACACAAGGCCAACAAUUCACUCAGGGUCAUCUAAUGAGUUAAGUCGAUAUCAUUUAACUCCGAGAGGGGGGGGUCCUGUAAGGGAUCAGUGUAACAAACAAAAUCAUCGCUUAAUAUAGACCAAGAAUGGACGUGCGCAUUUACACGAGUUAAGACUAUUAAAAUAUUAAAUUAUGCCCAACAUCCCACUGACGCGUUCGUUUUAAGAUUUUAAACUGAAAUUUUCUUUUUUCUUUAGAAGAUGACUUUAUCAAACCGCCCAAUAGUAUAAUCGUUAUAUGAGUGUCGAGGUAUAUUUAACCUCUUCACACCUGAGGCACCCUUUAAACA